This is a messenger RNA of Engraulis encrasicolus (European anchovy), 2008 nucleotides long. It is a transcript of the gene mei4, whose product is annotated as meiosis-specific, MEI4 homolog (S. cerevisiae). Gene Ontology annotation, biological process: spermatogenesis; meiotic DNA double-strand break formation; DNA recombination. Lineage: Eukaryota; Metazoa; Chordata; Actinopteri; Clupeiformes; Engraulidae. The record is from RefSeq and is a predicted model, not a curated record. The transcript is spliced from 6 exons. The coding region runs from base 158 to 1588 and encodes 476 amino acids. Gene Ontology annotation, cellular component: lateral element.
AACAGCUGCCACUCGCUGACGAAUCUGCUUGUUUCCCCCACCACGAGUGAACUACUUCGCCCGCUCAUUUUUGGGUGGGCAGACCAGACGUUCCGACUGGAUCAAUGGAUUUUGUUGCAAUGCGAAAUCACAUCAAACGUAACGUAACCAUCAGCUAAUGGAUUUUAAUAUUUCAUCAACAAUGGACAGUGGUCGCGAAAAUCAAUUCGUAUCCAAGAAUGCUGCCCAGACAUGCUACACGAAGUCAGUGAAAUUAGCAGUGGCCAUCGCCCUCAUUAAAGGCAGGCCACCGGGCAAGACAGGCCGGCAGCAUGCAGAGGACCUGGCUGCCAGGCUCGGCCGCUCGGAGCUGUCCUGGAAGACCAAAGCAGAGAGCCUACGGGCCGAGGUGCUGCGACUUCGCCAGGAACUGCUACUCUCCAAGAUGCUGCCGAAACACAGCAGAAACGGAAAUGGCUUCAUGGAAUCAUCUUCCAAGGACCCCAACUCUUCCUCUGCACUCCUGUUGGAGACAGAGCAGACAGACAACUUGGAUCUGGAUUCCGGCUGUGGGACAGAAAACAACACGGAGUCUCUCCUGUGUGGUGCAGACACAGACAAGCAGCUAGAGGAUGAAGCAGGACCCUCCACAUCGUGUCUCGCCGCCGCUGCUGCUGCCACCACCACCACCGCCCACCCCCGGCAGCCCCGCUUCCCCUCGCCAAGCAGCAGUGACCAGCAGGACCGAGAGCUGCUCGCCCACGCGCGCUUCCUCCAGAACCUCUGCGGCCUGCGCAAGCUGCCAGACGCCCUCGGGAUGCUCUGCAUAGACGGGCACAGCUCCGAGUCUGGCUCCGGCUCCGGCUCCGGCUCGGUGGUGUGGGAAUCGGUGUGCCAGCUGUUGGGCUCCCUGGUGGCAGCUUCCCAGGCCGGGGACGGGGGAGGGGACGGUGGGGGCGUUGGCGCCGGUGCUGUCGACCCAUGCCACCCUCCUCCUCCUUCUCCCCCUCCCCAGCAGCCUCUGCUCCUCCUCCAGGCUGCGCAGGUGGUGGCCCAGGCUGUGGAGAAGUGGCAGGCCCACAGCAGGCUCCCCAAGGGCUUCCUGGCCCAGGCGGAGGAGUGCAUGGAGAAGAUGACCAGCCAUCUGUUGAGGAACGCUCAUCUGAACAGGUUCUCUUUGCAGGAGUGCCUGUCCGACUGCCUGAUUAGACUGGGGGCCAGCACCACCCUCAGGGCCCCCCUCCUGCGUCUCCUCCUCUCCCACAUCAACCACCUAGCUGAUCACCUGUGGCACACCUGCCAGGAGGACGUGUCCUGUAAAAGAGCAGCAGCAGCAGCAGCAGCAGCAGUAGGCCCUCCAGAGGUGGAGCGCUACGAGAACUCCUUCUACCUCUUCUGGGUCCUGGAGCAGCUGCUGAGAGCCAAUGGGAGUGCUGCGGCCGCAGAGGUGGGAGAGGGCACGCGGGACCUCCUGGAGAGGCAGGUGGCACGCCUGGCAGACGAGUACCCCCUCUUCAGCCUGUACCUGUGGAGGAUCGGAGGCCUGCUGAAGACCAGUGCCAACGCUUCCACCUCCACUGCCACCACGACACCAGCUCCUGUGCACUGACACCAGGCGCCACUGUGAUGAGCGAUAAGCUUAUGAAUAACUCAGACUACGAGGAGACUGCUUCAUCAGUCUAGUGCGGGACCAGAGGGAGAGGUUUGGUUGAUUUGUCAUGCUUAGCAUUAGCGAGAGGGAGAACUGCGUUGGUGUGCCAGGUGGCGGAUUUCGAUGUGGAUUUUUCAUGAGACUUGAUGAGAUUUGAAAGCUGGGGUUUGCUAAGUUAUUAAAACUAAUUCCAGGAUUCAUCACUCAGACUUGUUGUACUAUUCCCCUUUGAUGAGGUCUGUCAUAAAGCCUGUUUGAGAAAUUAGUUUGAGCAAGUCAUUGGAAGAAAAGAAAAAAUCAAACGCAAUGUCUCGGCAUGUGAGCAUCCAUAUGUGUUUUAUAUAGAAAUCCGUUUUGAAUAAACUGGACCUUUUUACA